CAUACUGUAUUUCAUUUUUCUAACCUCCAAUCCAGAUCCGUCUUGGUGGUGCUAGCGGUGGCUAGCUAGGCUUGUGGUGGCAGCAGUUGUAGUGGCGGCGGAGGCGCCGUUGCUAAUAUAAUAUCAAAGAGCAACAUACAGGCCAUGCAAGGUGGGACACCUGCGGCGAGGAAGGUAAUGGUGGUAGCAGAACCAAACCGAGAGUCAGCUGUGGCACUCCAAUACGCUCUUUCUCAUGCAGUGUUUGAACAAGACGAAUUGAUUCUCCUCCACGUUGGGAAUCCAAAUUCAUGGCGGAACACAUUCUCCACGUUCUUGAGAAAGCCGAGCAUAAGCUCUUCUUCCCAUGCAACAUGUGCGGAUGGAUCAAAUGGAGGGGAAGUGGAUUUUCUAGAAGAAAUGAAGCAUGCAUGCAAAAUUACCCAACCGACACUGCACGUGCGUGUUGAGAGAGUGGAAAUGGAGGGCAAGGACAAGGCAGGGGUUAUUCUUUUCCAAAGCAUGGCACUCGGGGUGGAUCUCAUAGUUAUAGGGCAGCGGCGGAGUUUCUCAACGGCAAUAUUAGGGAGUAGGCGGCCUGGAGGGUCUAUGAGAGGGGUAGACACAGCAGAGUAUUUGAUAGAAAAUAGCAAGUGCACAUGUGUUGGAGUACAGAAAAAGGGCCAAAAUGCAGGCUUUCUUCUCAAUUCAAAGACCCACAAGAAUUUCUGGCUUUUGGCAUAAGCACUCGAUCAAUCCGAGAGCCACUCGCGCUUCAUCAUUUGCACUGUCUCUCUCGCUCUCUGUGUUGGGAUAUCUGUUGGCUACAUGCGGUUCAUGAUUUAUCAGGUUUCUGUCGGCAGAACGGCAAAAGUACACCAAUUUGACUGUGCUGUGUUUUGCUAGAUUAGCAGAAUGCUGGGUUUAGUGAAUUUUUAUUCGAAGACGUAUUUCUCGUCCCUAGUGAACCAUAUGUAUAAUGUUCUCGACAUCUAUAGUACAAAGACUGUAAAUAUUUGGACAUGGCUGGCCCUUUGGAAACCAACCAUGAGAAACUGCGAGGACAGCAGAAAUGCCAGAAACCAUCUUUCCUUCUCAUUUAUUUUCUUAAAUGAUUUGGGGAUUACUGACAAACGAAACAUUUUACUAAGGGAAUAAAAGAAAAAAUCGAAAUAGAAAGCAGACGCUAUGAAGGAAAUGGGGGAUCAAUCACAUUGCCCCACAAGGCUUAAGAGCCAUAGCCAUAGAAGACAGGGGCACACGGAAAAAAUGGAGAGUCGUCAAUAUAGGACACAUUAUUUUUUAUCCGAACACCAAAAGAACUUUAGAGUUCAUCCCGCAUAGGUUGUUCUAAAGGAACAUCCACCUUAUGAACUGCAUUUUCAUGGACAUGGGGAGGAUUUAUGCCAUCCACAACAGCUCUAUGUCCUACUUCUGCUUGUCUCACCAUACCAGCCUUUAAAGCAGCAGUAAUCUGUCUCUGCAACUUUAGUAGCCCAACGCGUUUUGAGACAACAUAGGGAACAGCAGAUGAGAAUAACAAAAUUCCUACUGCAAGUAUCAACCUGUUCACAUAAAGGGAUUCACAUAAAUUGUUUGAAAAUAAAGAUAAUUAGCCAUUGGAAGAGGGAAAAAAAAUCCUUUACCUGUCAAUGACAUCUUGACGUUGCAUUGUGGAGAGUAGGUUUCGGGUUCGUAUGAACAGCGAGCGGUGCCCUUUGUAUUCACUUUCAGCCCUCUUUAAUACUCCAGUUGAUUCCUC
Juglans microcarpa x Juglans regia is the source of this 1741-nucleotide messenger RNA. RefSeq lists its product as uncharacterized. The record is from RefSeq and is a predicted model, not a curated record. The coding region runs from base 145 to 723 and encodes 192 amino acids. Lineage: Eukaryota; Viridiplantae; Streptophyta; Magnoliopsida; Fagales; Juglandaceae. The transcript has 2 exons.